This is a messenger RNA of Asparagus officinalis (garden asparagus), 976 nucleotides long. Its product is annotated as protein N-lysine methyltransferase METTL21A. Bases 1 to 795 code for a protein of 264 amino acids. Lineage: Eukaryota; Viridiplantae; Streptophyta; Magnoliopsida; Asparagales; Asparagaceae. The transcript has 7 exons. The record is from RefSeq and is a predicted model, not a curated record.
AUGGCAAUUGUGGCGAAGAAGACGAAGAUGGGCGAAAAAGACCCAUCAGAGGAGAUCAUGCUCUUAUGGGCCCUCCAACAGCCCACAGUCCACAAGCAGAACUCUCUCGUCCUCCAAAACUCCCAGACCCUCCCCUUCGACGCCUGCGGCCACCACCUCACGAUCCUCCAAUCCCCCUCCUCAAUGAGCACCCCUGGUGUGACUGGAGCUGUGAUGUGGGACAGUGGGAUUGUGCUUGCUAAGUUCUUGGAGCAUUCUGUCGAUUCUCAGAGUCUUGUUCUUCAAGGGAAAAGGGUUGUCGAGUUGGGCUCAGGAUGUGGUCUAGUUGGCUGCAUAGCAGCUAUUCUAGGUGCUGAUGUUAUCCUAACUGAUCUCCCUGACCGAUUGCGUCUUCUGAAGAAAAACUUGGAAGUCAAUUUCGAAGGAGGAAACCUUCGGGGUUCAGCAAGAGCUAGUGAACUUACAUGGGGUGAUGAAUUGGACAAUGAGUUCAUAGAACCACUGCCUGAUUUUAUACUUGGUUCGGAUGUAAUAUACAGCGAAGAUGCAGUUAAUGACCUGCUUGAUACACUGAAACAACUUUCUGGGAGCCAUACAACUAUUUUCCUCUCCGGAGAACUACGUAAUGAUGUUGUGCUUGAGUGUUUCCUGGAGGCUGCGCUCAAAGAUUUUGUAGUUGGGCACGUCGAUCAGACACAAUGGCAUCCUGAUUAUUGCAGUCAGCGUGUAGCGAUGUUUGUUUUGGUGAAGAAAAGUCAAGAAAUGUUGGAAGUCCAAAGGGUUCAGUUGUUGUAAGUUAGGAGUAGAGGAAUCAAAGCUGUAUGGAGAUUUCUAUUUUGCAUAUAAUUAUUGUAGGUUUAAAACAUUUUCGGUAACUUUUUAUCCUUGAAUGGGUCAUUUUCUUCUGUGAUUUGUUGUGUAAUAUGUAACACAUUGCAUACAGAUAAAUGAAAUGACAGAAAUUGUAGAUUCUAAA